Mus pahari (shrew mouse) is the source of this 408-nucleotide messenger RNA. Its product is annotated as glyceraldehyde-3-phosphate dehydrogenase-like. NCBI's taxonomy places the organism in Eukaryota, Metazoa, Chordata, Mammalia, Rodentia, Muridae. The transcript is spliced from 2 exons. The record is from RefSeq and is a predicted model, not a curated record. Bases 1 to 408 code for a protein of 135 amino acids. Gene Ontology annotation, molecular function: NAD binding; oxidoreductase activity, acting on the aldehyde or oxo group of donors, NAD or NADP as acceptor.
AUGGCAAAGGUCAGUGUGAAUAGAUUUGGCCUCAUUGGAAGCCUAGUUACCAGGGCUACCCUCUGCUCUGCACUUGGUAAAGUGGAGAUUGUUGCCAUCAACAUCCCCUUCAUUGACCUCAACUACAUGUUCCAGUAUGACUCCACCCAUGGCAAGUUCAAUGGCACAGUCAAGGCUGAAAAAUGUGAACAGACAUCCGAGGACCCAGUAAAUGGCAUCCUGCGCUAUACUGAGGAUCAGAUUGUUUCCUGUGACUUCAACAGCAACUCUCAUUCCUCUACCUUUGAUACUAGAGCUGUCAUGGCUCUCAAUGACAACUUUGUAAACCUCAUUUCCUGGUAUGACAAUGAAUAUGGCUACAGCAACAGGGUGGUGGACCUCAUUGCCUACAUAACCUCCAAGGAAUAA